GCGGCGGCUGAAGAGCCCGGAGGCGGCUCUAGCACCUGAUCUGUCCGCCCUUCGCCGCCCGGUCUCGGCUGUUCUCGGCUCGGCAAGGCUCGGCUCCUCCUCAGUCCUCCCGAUCCCUUGCAGCUCGGCCUCGGCCGCCCGCCUCCGCCGCCGAAAUGAUGAUGAUGGCGCUGAGCAAGACCUUCGGGCAGAAGCCCGUCAAGUUCCAGCUAGAAGACGACGGAGAAUUCUACAUGAUCGGCUCUGAGGUGGGAAACUACCUCCGUAUGUUCCGAGGUUCUCUGUACAAGAGAUACCCCUCACUCUGGAGGCGACUAGCCACUGUGGAAGAGAGGAAGAAAAUAGUUGCAUCGUCACAUGGUAAAAAAACAAAACCUAACACUAAGGAUCAUGGAUACACAACCCUGGCCACCAGCGUGACGCUGUUAAAAGCUUCAGAGGUGGAAGAGAUUCUGGACGGCAAUGAUGAGAAGUACAAGGCCGUCUCCAUCAGCACGGAACCCCCCACCUACCUCAGGGAACAGAAAGCCAAGAGGAACAGCCAAUGGGUGCCCACCCUGCCCAAUAGCUCCCACCAUCUGGAUGCUGUGCCCUGCUCCACGACCAUCAACAGGAACCGCAUGGGCCGGGACAAGAAGAGAACCUUCCCUCUGUGCUUUGAUGACCACGACCCAGCUGUGAUCCAUGAGAAUGCCUCCCAGCCUGAAGUGCUGGUCCCUAUCCGGCUGGACAUGGAGAUCGACGGGCAGAAGCUGCGAGAUGCCUUUACUUGGAACAUGAAUGAGAAGCUGAUGACUCCUGAGAUGUUUUCAGAAAUCCUCUGUGAUGACCUGGAUUUGAACCCUCUGACAUUUGUGCCAGCCAUCGCCUCUGCCAUCAGGCAGCAGAUAGAGUCCUACCCCACAGACAGCAUCUUGGAGGACCAGUCUGACCAGCGUGUCAUCAUCAAGCUGAAUAUCCACGUGGGAAACAUUUCGCUGGUGGACCAGUUUGAGUGGGACAUGUCAGAGAAGGAGAACUCACCAGAGAAAUUUGCCCUGAAGCUGUGCUCAGAGCUGGGGCUGGGCGGGGAGUUUGUCACCACCAUCGCGUACAGCAUUCGGGGACAGCUGAGCUGGCAUCAGAAGACCUAUGCCUUCAGUGAGAACCCCCUACCCACGGUGGAGAUUGCCAUCCGGAACACAGGCGAUGCUGACCAAUGGUGCCCACUGCUGGAGACUCUGACAGACGCUGAGAUGGAAAAGAAGAUCCGAGACCAGGACAGGAACACAAGGCGUAUGAGGCGUCUUGCCAACACUGCCCCAGCUUGGUAACCAGCCCGUCUGCGCAUGGCUCCCACGGAGCAUUGAGAAGAUCGGACCGCCUCUCCUUCAUCUUCUGGCAAGGAGGGAGGCAAAGGGGCAGGCCGGGGCCAUCCUGAGGAACAUGGGGUGUGGGGAGGGCUUCUGGUCACCCUCCCCUGGGCACAUUCCAUUUGUUGAGCCCAGUCCCCAUCCAAGUCUCUGGUCAGAAAGAGGCCUCGUUUUGGGUUAUGUUUUGUUUUUGUAUAGGAGCCCCAGGCAGGGCUAGCAACACUUUUUAAAUAAAAGACAACAGGUCAUGUUCCA
This is a messenger RNA of Felis catus (domestic cat), 1607 nucleotides long. It is a transcript of the gene SMARCB1, whose product is annotated as SWI/SNF related, matrix associated, actin dependent regulator of chromatin, subfamily b, member 1. Gene Ontology annotation, cellular component: nucleus; nuclear chromosome. Lineage: Eukaryota; Metazoa; Chordata; Mammalia; Carnivora; Felidae. Gene Ontology annotation, biological process: chromatin remodeling; regulation of transcription by RNA polymerase II. Gene Ontology annotation, molecular function: transcription coregulator activity. The coding region runs from base 156 to 1313 and encodes 385 amino acids. The record is from RefSeq and is a predicted model, not a curated record. The transcript is spliced from 9 exons.